Messenger RNA from Pelmatolapia mariae (spotted tilapia), 1364 nucleotides. RefSeq names its product calcium and integrin-binding protein 1-like. Gene Ontology annotation, molecular function: magnesium ion binding; calcium ion binding. Bases 709 to 1278 code for a protein of 189 amino acids. NCBI's taxonomy places the organism in Eukaryota, Metazoa, Chordata, Actinopteri, Cichliformes, Cichlidae. The record is from RefSeq and is a predicted model, not a curated record. The transcript is spliced from 7 exons.
GUUGUGCAAUAAUAUUUUAUAUGUUUUUAACAUAUGUUUGUAAUGUUUGUUUUGUAUUUAUAAUUAUGGGGUUGCAAGUAUAAUUAAUUGGGUUGCAGAUCAGUGAUAGUAUUAGAGGGUUUGUUUGUUUGUUUUUUCAGAAAAAGAUGCUGUGUAAUUUAAUGGAUUAUGAAUGUCAAGAAUAACCGUAGUUAUACAAAUAAAGAAAGGAAACAUUAUUUUGUCUUCUUUGGUAAUAUGUGGAACUGGGUUGGACUGGUUAGAGUGAUACAAUCUACUGUGACACUAGUGAUUCUGUUUUCUAUUCUACGAAAAUAAAAGCUACUCCUUGUACUUGAGUACAUUUCACUGCUCACGCAACUUAGUGUUUUUAGUAUCCUUAUUUCAUCAACGACCUUUACCCACUUCCAGUCGGUCUCCUCUUUUAUUUUGUUAUCUCAACGAAAAUCAAGUAAUGAUGACAAAAUUGUGAACAGGAACCAAACUGAGUUUUUCCUUUUUAAACUUUCUAAAGAAAAAAAAGGCCACUUUUUUUUUUAAGGUUUUGCAUAUACGUCACUAUAGAAACCGCUACGUUACACCCGACAAGGGGAGGACGCUUCUAGUCAGAAACCGGAAGUAAGCGAAGCAGAAAACAUUAGCCGUUCAGUAGUUUUGCGGGUUACUGUUAACUACGGCAAAGUACAAUUUGGAGUUGAAAACUUCGACAUGGGAAGUACGGCGAGUCAACUUUCGAAAGAGUCGCUCUCAGAAUAUCAGGAGCUGACCUUCCUGACAAAACAAGAAAUUCUUCUUGCUCACAAGAGAUUCACAGAACUGCUUGAGAAACAUGAAAAAGAACAAACAGAUGCCAGAGUACCAAUGGGCAGGAUUAUUACUCUGCCUGAGCUCAAGUCCAACCCUUUCAAGGAAAGAAUCUGCCAGGUGUUCUCAACCUCUGAACAAAAAGAUGGAAGCCUCACUUUUGAGGACUUCCUGGAUCUUCUGAGUGCCUUCAGCGACUCUGCUACUCUGGAAAUCAAAUCCCACUAUGCAUUCCGCAUAUUUGACUUUGAUGAUGAUGGAACCCUGGACUGUGUUGAUCUGGAGAAGCUGGUUAACUGCUUAACUGGUGAGACAAACGAUGCAAAACUUUCCUCCACGGAAAUGAAGCAGCUCAUCAGCAACAUUCUUGAAGAGUCAGACAUCGACAAGGACGGAACUGUGAACCUCUCAGAGUUUCAGCACGUCAUUUCAAGGUCUCCAGAUUUUGUCAGUUCCUUCAAGAUUGUGCUCUGAAGACUUCCAGUGGACCUUGGAGAUGCAUGCACCUUUUUAAUUUUAGUGUAUAAUUUUAAAUCAGAACAAUUUUAAUUACUUGCCUU